GCCUCGCGCACGCGCACGGCCGCCCCGCCGCGUCCGGGAGCGGCCGCGGGAAUGUCGGUCCCAUCUCUUCGCUCCAUCAAUACCCGCGAGCUCUCCGAGGUCUUCUUCAACAACCGCACCCCCCGCUCCGUCCUCCCCGUCUGGGUGGAUUUCGAAGGCAAACCCCGCGGCUAUCCCGUGCUGCAGCCGCGCACCGGGCGGCUCAUGCACAGCUACCGCGGUCACCUCUGGCUGUUCCGGGACGCGGGGACAAAUGAUGGGCUCCUUGUCAACAAGCAGGAGCUGUUUAUAGCAGCUCCCAACGUGAAUACAGCAGACAUCACGCUGCCAGUGUUCAGUCUGAAAGAGAGAUGUCUCCAGGUGGUUCGCAGUCUAGUCAAACCAAUGGACUACAGGAAACUGGACAUUGUUCGAUCGCUGUAUGAAGAGCUGGAAGAUUAUCCCGAUGUUAAGAAGGAUCUUCAGCGGCUUUCUCUGGAGAGAAGUGAAACAUUGAGGAACGAAAUCCUGGAAUAACAUGAUUGCUCACUCCAGACUUUUUAAAUAGCAAACUACUGCGUUUAAGCAGGGAGGGUCACUGUGAAACAUUCCAAAAACUAAUGUAUGUAUUUUAAGCCCUGAAACAUAAAGUAAGUUAAAUUGUAGAAAAAUUGCUGUGAUUCUAAGUCAGAUCCAAAAGACUGAACAGCAGGGGAAAGUCCACCAGGUUCCUGAUGGCUAAGUUCUGCUCUCAUUGUGUUUAUUGCAAACUGGUGACUCUAGAGGUAUCACACAGGUGUAGCUCAGAGAAAUUUUAUGUGGACUGACUCAGAACACUGCGUAGGGUUAUAAGAUCAGGUCAUCUAUUUGGAGAAUAUGCAUACCAGUAAACUUUCAUUGUAUUGGUAAGUAAUUUACACCAAGGAUUAAUUUAAUACAGACUCUACUGAUUGUAAGUGGCAGAGCAACACCAGUUUUGCUUGAAUAAUUUUUUUAAAUGGAAUUUACUCCAUCACACUUAGCCUAGAUUUGCCUGUGAAUCAUAAAGUGUGGGGGCUGAUUUAGUACGCAAGGAUUUCCACCACCACCUUCUGAGGACCUGACCUGAAACAUCAUGUUGGUGGAAAGAUGAUGUGUAAAUGCUUCAGGGGUUUUCUGCCUCUUGGCUUUGUGUUUCCAAAGCCAAGUCAUCUCUGCUCUGAGACUGACAGUUUUUCACACAGAUUGUACUUUGAGUGCCUUUUUUGUCCUUCAUGAUUGGAUUUUUGCCUAGUUGAUCUCGAGGUGAUCCCAACCAUGUAGACUAGGUCUUGGUUCUGGGACACUCCUUUGUAGCUGCUCCUCCUGCUGCCUGUACAGGUAUGGUGAGUAGCGUUCGUAGAAAGUAGGUGCUCAGAGUCUUACCUUUUCCAUCGCAAUAUAGUAGUUCAGGUUGUAGUAGGAGGCCUUUUGGAGAGCUUGGGGCAGUCAAGCCACUAGUGUCAGGAUCAUAAGGAACAGCCAGCAGACAGUGUCAACUCAUAGAGGCCUGUUGCUAGAUCCAGAUCACAGGCAGAUCCAUGCUUUGUUACAGGCUAGAUAAGCAGAGGGAACACUACCUAUAUUCUAUUCCUGCUGUACCUUGAUUAGAAUGUGUAUUUGUGUGAACGCAUACAUUUAAUUGAAGGCAGCAUUGCUUUUAGCAGGUGCAUGAAUUGUUCUCCGAGUAACAGGUAGUGCUCUCCAAUGUUAGAAGCGGGUUCAUAAGAGAUUAUGGCAGAUUAUUUCCGUGGCAUUCAUUUCUUUCCAGUUGCACAUUCUUACAAACCCAGCUGUGAAACUGAGAUCAAUCAAUGUAUUCUGUAAGUAUGGAAUAUCUCCCAUUUUUUAGCUUUGUUUUUCUUACAUAUUUGAAAUUUAUUAAUUGAUCUUUGUCAUAAAAAUGUAAAUAUGUGGUAACUUUUUUACUCUUAAUUCUGUCAAAUAAUUCACAAUGCUUGUGAUUAUGCCUGUAUUCCUGCAAUAUUCCUGAAAGUCAUUCUAGUUAUCAGUAAUAGUUACCUUUGGACAAAGUUUACAAACUGUUCCAGCCCCCUGUUGCUGCUGAACUUCAUUGUGGCUCACACUAAAUUGUUAUCACAACUUUAGGCAGUGUCUGCGCAUAAAUGUAGCUACAUUACAAUUUCUGCUUUUACCACCAUUUGCAGGUCUCUUUCAGAGAAAAGUGAGCCUGUGCAGGACUCAGGGGCAGACAUCAGUAAAUCAUCCGGCUCUGUGGCAGAAGGUGUUGCAUUGUGCUCCUGCAGGUGGGUCCAACAGACACCUGAGAGGAUUUCUCUUCUGUUGUCCACAGGAUGCUCUGUGUUAUGGUUAAUGUGGCAACACUGCCAGCCACUUGCAGAAAACUGGCCUGGCUGAAUCUCUAGUUGUUCUUUUAACGUAGGUGUUAGGUCUUAGGUUCAACAGAUUUGUACAUAUCACAAACAUUCUGUAUAUUUCUGAUUUUCCUGCGGUCUGUGAUCUCUUGCUUUGCUUGUCAGAAUAAUUUAAAUUUAUUCCAGUAACCUAUGACUUCUUCCAGUAUAAAGCCAGUCGGUGAUACUUUUCUAGCAGAAUGUUUAUGAUUACUAAGCGAUCAGAUUCUUUGGAUUCCUGAAUGUUGGAGGACCGAAAAGCAUGUUUACAUAUCCAUGACUUGCCAAAAACAAAUAUACAAAAAAUACUACCACAUGAUCUCAUUGCUCAUAGGAGUAUCUUUGCUUAACUUUUAGUUGUAACUACUGAAUUCCAAAGCAACUGAAGUCCCUAGGUAAAGAUUGGCUCCGGAUAGGGAACCAUUACUUGUGGAUGCUUUGUGUUGAUGUACUGUGGUUCAGAUCAUUUUCUAAGGGAAAUUUUCUGUCUACGUUUUCGAAGAUUGACUUGAGGGUUGUUUGUUACUGUGUAAAAAUGAACCAAGGGUCAACGGAAAGACUGACUGAUGAGAGUACAGCCAAAGCAGGGAGUGUUGGGUUGUUUCUUAAUGACUGUUCAAUUCGAAUCACAUAAAAAUACAGAAGCACUUCUCAGAGUAGAGACUGUCCUUCAGCUCUGUGCUGUCAUCUGCAGUCGCAUAUAUAUGGUCACUCUACCACCUUUAUCUCAUUGAUUUGUGUUUCAAAAAUGAAACUGAUUUGAGUCUU
This is a messenger RNA of Cuculus canorus (common cuckoo), 3140 nucleotides long. It is a transcript of the gene VHL, whose product is annotated as von Hippel-Lindau tumor suppressor. Bases 52 to 516 code for a protein of 154 amino acids. The transcript is spliced from 3 exons. The record is from RefSeq and is a predicted model, not a curated record. Lineage: Eukaryota; Metazoa; Chordata; Aves; Cuculiformes; Cuculidae.